This is a messenger RNA of Osmerus eperlanus (European smelt), 1581 nucleotides long. Its product is annotated as protein sidekick-2-like. Gene Ontology annotation, molecular function: protein binding. The record is from RefSeq and is a predicted model, not a curated record. The transcript is spliced from 11 exons. The annotation marks the transcript as partial. Lineage: Eukaryota; Metazoa; Chordata; Actinopteri; Osmeriformes; Osmeridae.
GCAUCGCCCCCAACAUCACAGCAGGGCCGGCAGACAGCACAGUGAUUGACGGCAUGUCAGUCAUCCUGCACUGUGAGACCUCUGGUGCCCCCAGACCAGCCAUCACCUGGCAGAAAGGUGAGCGUGUACUGGCCAGCGGCUCGGUCCAGCUCCCCAGGUUUACUCUGCUGGAGUCUGGCAGCCUGCUCAUCUCUCCCUCACACAUCUCAGACGCAGGCACCUACACCUGCAUGGCCAGCAACUCCAGGGGGAUCGACGAGGCCGCCGCCGACCUGGUGGUGUGGGCCCGCACCCGCAUAACCAGCCCCCCUCAGGACCAGAGUGUCAUCAAGGGAACCAAGGCAACGCUGACUUGUGGGGUGACCCAUGACCCCAGUGUCACCAUCAGGUACGUGUGGGAGAAGGAGGGCACCGUCAUCAACGCUCAGUCCAUCCCUCGGAUCCGGCUGGAGACCGAUGGCACCCUGCACAUCUCCCAGACCUGGUCCGGAGACAUCGGCACCUACACCUGCAGAGUGACCUCGGUGGGGGGGAACGACUCCCGCAGUGCCCACCUGCGGGUCAGGCAGCUGCCUCACGCACCAGAGAACCCCUCAGCCAGGCUGAGCUCCACGGAGAAGAGGGCCAUCAACCUGACCUGGGCCCAGCCCUUCGAUGGCAACAGCCCCCUCAUACGCUACAUCCUGGAGGUCUCCGAGAACAACGCUCCCUGGGCUAUCCUGCUGGCGUACAUCGACCCAGAGUCCACCGCUGUGACGGUCAGUGGUCUCAUCCCGGCGCGCUCCUACCAGUUCCGCCUGUGUGCCGUCAACGACGUGGGCAAGGGCCAGUUCAGCAAGGAGACGGAACGGGUGUCUCUCCCGGAGGAGCCCCCCAGCGCCCCCCCUCAGAACGUGAUCGCCAGCGGACGCACCAACCAGUCCAUCAUGAUCCAGUGGCAGCCCCCCCCUGAGAGCCACCAGAACGGGGUCCUCCGAGGCUACUGUGUCCGGUACAGCCUGACGGGCCUGCCUGUGGACUACCAGACCAAGAACAUCUCCAACCCCGACGUGACCAACCUUCUCCUGGAGGAGCUCAUCAUUUGGACCAACUACGAGAUUGAGGUGGCGGCUUACAACGCCGCAGGGCUGGGCACCUUCAGCCACAAGGUCACCGAGUGGACGCUGCAGGGAGUGCCCACCAUCGCCCCCGGCAACGUGCAGGCGGAGGCCGUCAACUCCACGACCAUCCGUUUCACCUGGGCCGCCCCCAAUCCCCAGUUCAUCAACGGCAUCAACCAGGGAUACAAGCUCUUGGCAUGGGAGCCGGGACACGAGGACGAGGUCACCAUGGUAACGGCGCGCCUAAUUUCCAAGACAGCAUGCAUUUGGGCUAUGUGACGGGACUGAAGAAGUUCACAGAGUACUUCACCUCAGUGCUGUGCUUCACCACUCCUGGAGAUGGGCCUCGCAGCCCUGCCAAGGGCCUGAGGACACAUGAGGACACCCCUGGAGCCGUGGGCCACCUGAGCUUCACUGAGAUCCUGGACACCUCGCUGAAGGUCAGCUGGAGGGAACCGCACGAGAAGAACGGAGUACUGAC